Molecule: messenger RNA, 1658 nt
Organism: Acanthopagrus latus (yellowfin seabream)
Lineage: Eukaryota; Metazoa; Chordata; Actinopteri; Spariformes; Sparidae
Exons: 8
Coding region: 1-1518 (505 amino acids)
Source: RefSeq, a predicted model, not a curated record
AUGGUCUUGGAACUUCAGAUCAAAGCUGGGCAGUCAGGAAAAGGAAACAGAGAUGCAGUACUGGACAGUGAGGUGGUCCUGACGAAAAUGAAACUCUUCAGCAACUUCAGUGAGAGGCUCCUGUUACCUGACAACUCCACCAUUUCCACAAUCACAUUUUUUGAGCAGGGCAUCUCGGAGCCCACUAAAGCCUCAGAGGUCAAUUUACCCCUUGAUGAGUCUGGACAGCCGCAAAUGGAGCCUGGCUCAGACUACUUUUCUGCAAUUUUCUCUGACUCUCAGUUGCCAAGGUUAUACAAGUUUGAGUCAGAGGACUCUGGAGUGGAGCUGCGCAGUGGAGCAAACUCUCCAUCCACUCCAACGUGCUCUGAGCAAAGCUUUGUGGUCCACAGUCGAGAGUCCUCUUGUGAUUCAAGCAACUUGAACUCCAGCCCUACAACCCUCACUGAUGAACUAGUCACAUCUGUACAGAACUCUGACAUUAAGCUGACUAAUGUGGAUAAUAAUGUGACUACAGCAAUGAAUACUCAGAACAAUGUGUUCAUACACUCAGAGGAAGUCCGUUCUUCAGCUCUCAGAGCAGAACUGCACACAGGUGAGGAAGUGGACAUGGACCACUGCAGAGCUUCAGAAAUCCACCCUGAAGCAGAUAACAAGAUGUCUGCACAGCCUGAGGAGAUCGAAACUGUAAAUGACAGGCCUUACUCAGAACAUAUGAAUCAAUAUGGGAAUCAGUCCUCAACAGGAACCUGUGAUGAUAUCACCAUCAAUGACUUUGAACCAAAGCCUAUGUUAAGGAGUGUCACCAGUAACAGCUUGGAGGAAUACAUGGAUGAAUGCUGCAGACUUAGUGAGGCACAGCAGGCAAGUUCCAGCCCUCUGGUUUCAGGCCUGGGAUACCUGGAGCACAUCUGCCACCUCAUCGAGAAGAUCGGCCAGCUGCAGGAGACCAACCUCCUGCUGCAGAUGGAGAUUUGCAGCUUGCAGAAGAAUGGUAGGAAGACAAAGACCAAAGAGGCUUUUUUCCAGCAGCACUGCAGUUGUGGUGCAGCCAGUCUAGCUUUCCAGGACAUUCAGAAGAUAAAUGCCAGAAGUGAGUUUAUGUCACCCAGUGGAACCCUGUCUGACGUGUCCACUAUCCCUGAGGUCACUCGGCAUCCACUCAUAUCAACCAGGAGAGGAAUGAGCAAUGAGGGUGUGACACCCAUCCCACUGUGGAAGAGAGGCCUGAACCGAAGGAGUUACAGAGAGAGGGAGGUCUGCUUCCUCUGGGACAGCACCGAAGGGCUCUCCAUCCCCCAGCGCAGGCUGAGUGAAAACUACACAUGGGGGCGCAUUAAAGAUCUAGUGAAUAAAACCAAGUUGAGGAACCAGACUAGACUGGCAUUGACCUCCACCUCACUGAAGAUGUCCUGCCCACAGCUCUACAUGCCUGAUCUGGGACCAGUAGAGCCUGCUGGCAGAAACAGGAACUCCAUGAUUGCCUUAGGCCGCCAGAGCAAAUUGGACUUUUCUUAACAACAGUAAAGAUCUAGAGUUCAUCAUGAAAGUGAAGAGACAGCCCCUUUGUGUCCUCCUCAGAUCAGGCCAAGAUAAGGGAGAAGACACCAUGAAGAAACACACGCGAUCCAAAACUGGAGAAGAAACAGGGAAGAAGA